Messenger RNA from Saccharomycodes ludwigii, 489 nucleotides. Its product is annotated as OPA3 family protein. The coding region runs from base 1 to 489 and encodes 162 amino acids. NCBI's taxonomy places the organism in Eukaryota, Fungi, Ascomycota, Saccharomycetes, Saccharomycodales, Saccharomycodaceae. The record is from RefSeq and is a predicted model, not a curated record. Gene Ontology annotation, cellular component: mitochondrion. Gene Ontology annotation, biological process: regulation of lipid metabolic process. The transcript has a single exon.
AUGAGUGGUGCUAUAACAAUAAAACUUUUAGCACUAGCGUUACGUCAAGUAUCAAGGCCAAUAGCAAAUAUAAUCAAGGCACAGGCGAAGCAACAUGAAACUUUUAAGAAACUGUGUAUUUCAUUCGCACAAAGGAUGCAUAAAACAGAUUUAGCAAUAAAGGCUAAGUUAACCUCGACAAAAUACAAGGGUACUGGUAAUAAUAUAAAAAUCAAGCCGGUUGUGCGACCCUUGAAUGAUGAGAAAGCGGUAGAGAAUGGAGCCACUAUAUUAAGUGAGCUGUUUGUAUUUUCAGUUGCUGGUGGUAUAGUGGCGUUUGAGACUAUACGUCAAAUGAAAAAAGAAUCUGCUAGAAGAGAAGCUGUUACUAAUGACAUUGGCAUAUUACAGGAAGAAAUAGAAGAUUUGAAAAAACAAUUAAAAUUACAAGGUGAAAAGAAUUCAUUGAUUUUAAGCCGUAUUAAUAGUGAGAAGAGGAAAGAAAAUUAA